Molecule: messenger RNA, 1117 nt
Organism: Mercurialis annua (annual mercury)
Lineage: Eukaryota; Viridiplantae; Streptophyta; Magnoliopsida; Malpighiales; Euphorbiaceae
Product: protein OSB2, chloroplastic-like
Exons: 5
Coding region: 19-897 (292 amino acids)
Biological process (GO): positive regulation of helicase activity; mitochondrial DNA replication
Cellular component (GO): mitochondrial nucleoid
Molecular function (GO): single-stranded DNA binding
Source: RefSeq, a predicted model, not a curated record
AGUGAAAACAGAGAAACAAUGGCGUUAUCAUCAUGCUUCGGCAACAUGUUACUCAAACCUCAUACUUACACCCGAGUUCCUGCUAUCUCAAUCUCGGUGGCCCAGUUAUCCUUAAUUUCUGGUGUGGAGGUUAAACGACAACGUUUGCGCUUGAACCGGAGCUUGAAAUGCUCGUUUGAUUACAGAGAUAGUAAUAGUCAAGUAGUAGCUGAGUAUGCUAAGCCUGAUGAAAUUCCGUGGCGGAAGGAGCUUUGUAAUAGUGUUAACCUCAUCGGAAAUGUUGGAGCUCCGGUGGAAAUUAAGUAUUUACCCUCCGGUAAAGUUCUUGCUUGGACACGAAUUGGCGUUAAGAAAUCCGCUACUGAAACCACCUGGGUCAACUUGACUUUCUGGGAUGAUCUGGCACAUAUUGCAUUUCAGCAUGUGGAGAAAGGUCGCCAAAUAUAUGUAGCUGGUCGAUUGAUUUCUGAUGUUGUUGAAAGUGAAGAAGGAAGGCAGCAAACCUACUACAAGGUAGUGGUCCAGCAAUUGAAUUUUGUCGAAAGGAACUCAACUUCUGCACCUUUUAGUAAUCGUGAUUCUGAUAGCAUGACAACAAGUAGAAAGUUUAGCAACAAUUCCGCAAGUGGUCUGAGUUCCACAGAACUAUGGCAAGCCUUUUUCGCCAAUCCUUUGGAGUGGUGGGAUAAUAGGACGAACAAGAGGAACCCAAAAUAUCCUGAUUUUAAACACAAAGAUACCGGAGAAGCUUUAUGGGUUGAAAGCAGAUUUAAUCCACCCUGGGUGAAAUCGCAGUUAGUCAUAUUGGAUGAACGGAUGGGAUCCUUUCGUGAUCAAAAUGAUAGGAUGCAGUUAACGUCAAUGACCGACAAUGAUUAUAUGAUGCCAUUUCAAUAACUUGUGUUGUGCUGUUCGGUCUAUUUUCUGUCACUCGAUGCAGUGUCUUUGCCUACCAUGUUCGCUUCUCUUUUGAGGUAUUUUCUUUGAUAGGCAUUUCUAAGCUAUGCUUUGUAUAGUCGGCAAUUUAAAAUCUGCAUGGUAUGUAAAUUGUAAUUUUAUAAGCAUUUUCCGAGUGGUACUUAAACAUGACUAGAAGAAAAAAUAGGUCUUUUUGCAA